Messenger RNA from Sphenostylis stenocarpa, 579 nucleotides. NCBI's taxonomy places the organism in Eukaryota, Viridiplantae, Streptophyta, Magnoliopsida, Fabales, Fabaceae. The record is from the annotation of a GenBank genome assembly.
AUGCACUUUUUGAUUGUUGGUAGCACAGGAACAAUGCCUGAGAAAAGCACAGCUGAGAACCUUAUUGAAAACUUUGUUGACACAUUUGUGGAGAAGAAAAAAUCUGUAUCAUUCUUUGAGGGUGAGAAGUCAGACUCAGUGAGUUCCCAGAUCAAUAGACUGUUUGGACGCGAGAAACCAGUGCACCAUAUUUUAGGGGGUGGAAAAUCUGCUGAUGUCUUGUUAUGGAGGAACAAGAAGAUUUCUGCCAGUGUUUUAGCUAGUGCAACGGUUGUUUGGGUGCUUUUUGAAUGGCUUAACUAUCAUUUUCUUACUCUUUUAUGCUUUGCAUUGGUUCUUGUCAUGCUUGCACAGUUUCUAUGGUCAAAUGCUUCUGGCUUUUUCAACAGAGCGUCAUCUGAUGUACCUCGGCUUGCUGUCCCGGAAGAACUCUUUGUGAAUAUUGCAACUAUAGUUGGUGGUGAGGUUAACCGGGGUUUGAGGUUUCUUCAAGAUGCUUCUUGUGGGGGAAACUUGAAGCAGUUUCUUAUUUCUGUUGACAUCCAUGACCGGAUCUUCCAUGCCAGAUCUGAGAAAUAG